Messenger RNA from Nylanderia fulva, 1931 nucleotides. It is a transcript of the gene Yeti, whose product is annotated as yeti. The record is from RefSeq and is a predicted model, not a curated record. NCBI's taxonomy places the organism in Eukaryota, Metazoa, Arthropoda, Insecta, Hymenoptera, Formicidae. Gene Ontology annotation, cellular component: Swr1 complex.
GAUCGGGUCGUUGCGUAUCGCCGCGAUGCGUGCCAGACGCAUUUGCGAGUGGAGUCGAGUCGAGCGUGUCGUCGAGCAUCGCGGCUUCGUUUCACCAAGAUUUGAACAUGUCGGAAGAACAUCAGCUGCCUUCAGAUUCAGAUGAAGAUGACGAAGAUUACAUACCUGAUGGUGUUGACAGUGAUCAAGUAUCUGAAGUAGAAUCUGAAGGUGAUGUUGAAAGUGGCCCAGAGGAUGAAAAUGAUGAGAACAAAAGAGAAACUGGGCAAAGAAAAGGCAAAAAGAGAUCUAAAAGUCGAAAGAGUAUAAAGCGCAAGAAAAUUAUAGAAAACAAAUCGAAAGUAUCAGAGGAAGAAAGUAAAGAAGCAGAAAAAGAGACAAAAGAACUUACUGAAGAGGGAAAAAAGAGAGCUGAUUCUCUUUGGGCUGACUUCAUGAAAGAUACAGCUGUUGUGUCAAAACCAAAGCCACAAAAUACAAUCAAUAGAUCGAACGAGAGAUCACCACCAGUACAAAAGCCAAAAAUCCAGGAAAAAGUCAAGAUAACAAAGGUUUUUGAGUUCGCUGGUGAGGAGGUGAAAGUUGAGAAAGAGGUAUCGAUUGAUUCUGCAGAGGCCAGAUUAUCGCUUUCCGCGGAGAAUUCCCCAAAACCAUCAGAAUCCGCAUCUGAGGCGAACAAGGGCCGAGUGAAAGGCGGUAUUAGGCGUGUCGGAUUAGGUGGUAUUUCCUCUGUUCUGGGACAGAUAGGGAAAAAGGCCAAAAUUAGUACAUUAGAAAAGUCCAAGUUAGAUUGGGACAACUUCAAGAAGCAGGAAAACAUAGAGGAGGAAAUCAAUACUCAUAAUAAAGGCAAGGACGGAUACUUAGAGCGACAAGAUUUCUUGCAGAGGGCGGAUGUACGACAGUUCGAGAUCGAGAAAAAUUUACGAAAUUCUAGCAGGCGCAGUUCGCGGUGAAUUCGCAUUUUCUAUAUAUAUAUAUAUAUAUAUCUAUAUGUCUUUUCUUCCGAAAUUGGAUCCUAAGAUAAUAAUUAUAUCGCGAUAUGAGAUAUUUACUCGCCGACUUGCCAAACUCGAGCGCUUGCUAAACACAUUUAGCCUAAUCAAUUCGAUUUCAUUCGAGUUUUGCACUAUGUUUUGAAUAAAUACGCGAUGGGAGAACGUUGCCUCGUUCGAUUCUACGACGAUAAACCGAUUACUCUAUAUCGAUCGGCGAGAAGUGACCGAUCAUUCCAGUGUUUUGAGACUAAUUCCUCACGCGUACGUAAUAUAAUAGCUUAAUUUACUCUCAGCGAGCCUUUGCCUCGGCCUGAUAACCACACAGAACUUCGCAUCGAAGCAGAUUGUUCGAAGCUUUUGACGCUUCUUGGAAAGAUUAUGUAGUAUCAUGUAGAAUGUGUCCACACAGAAUAUUUUUUUAUUUUGUUUCAAUGGAACGCGCGAUAUGUUUAUAUGUGUAGUGUGAAUAUACAUAUACUGAUAAUAAUCAUUAAUCGAAAGUCACGAAUGAGUAUGAGUAAAUAUGUAUGUUGUAGGGAGUAUAACAUAAUGACAUAGAUUCAUGACCACUGCCUCUUUUGGCAAUGUAUACUGGAAUACAGUACUGUAUUUAUAAAUGGACCUCGUAAUAAGUAAUGUAGAUUAUUACGUUGAAGCAGUAACAGCGAAUUUUGUAUCAUUAUUAUUUUAAGUUUUCAUAGAUAAAAUGGUACACUUUCAUACAAUGUAUUAGACUGCAAUAGCGACAUGUAAACACGUACAUAAACAUACUCAAUGCAAUUAAUGAUUCUCUAUUCGUCUCAGGUUAAAACUUCCUUGAUGUAUCGAAUUUGAGAUAUGUUUCAGCGUAAUUUCACACAGGACUACUUUACAUUUGUGAAUUCUUUAAUAUUACCGAAUAAAUUGUCGAUAAGAAAUGGCGUUCGAAUAUGA